Phyllostomus hastatus (greater spear-nosed bat) is the source of this 3098-nucleotide messenger RNA. RefSeq names its product GATA binding protein 3 (gene GATA3). Gene Ontology annotation, cellular component: nucleus. Gene Ontology annotation, molecular function: zinc ion binding; RNA polymerase II cis-regulatory region sequence-specific DNA binding; DNA-binding transcription factor activity, RNA polymerase II-specific. Lineage: Eukaryota; Metazoa; Chordata; Mammalia; Chiroptera; Phyllostomidae. Gene Ontology annotation, biological process: embryonic organ development; immune system development; positive regulation of transcription by RNA polymerase II. Bases 12 to 1346 code for a protein of 444 amino acids. The transcript has 5 exons. The record is from RefSeq and is a predicted model, not a curated record.
CAGCCGGGGCCAUGGAGGUGACGGCAGACCAGCCGCGCUGGGUGAGCCACCACCACCCCGCGGUCCUCAACGGGCAGCACCCGGACACGCACCACCCGGGCCUUGGCCACUCCUACAUGGACCCGGCGCAGUACCCCCUGCCCGAGGAAGUGGAUGUACUUUUUAACAUCGACGGUCAAGGCAACCACGUCCCGUCCUACUACGGAAACUCCGUGAGGGCCACGGUGCAGAGGUACCCUCCGACCCACCACGGGAGCCAGGUGUGCCGCCCGCCACUGCUGCACGGAUCCCUUCCCUGGCUGGAUGGCGGCAAAGCCCUGGGCGGCCACCACACCGCUUCACCUUGGAACCUCAGCCCCUUCUCCAAGACGUCCAUCCACCACGGCUCCCCGGGGCCCCUCUCGGUCUAUCCCCCGGCCUCAUCCUCCUCCUUGUCGGCGGGCCACUCCAGCCCACACCUCUUCACCUUCCCGCCAACCCCACCGAAGGAUGUCUCCCCGGACCCGUCCCUGUCCACGCCUGGCUCAGCCGGCUCGGGACGGCAGGACGAGAAGGAGUGUAUCAAGUACCAGGUGCCGCUGCCCGACAGCAUGAAGCUCGAGUCGUCGCACUCUCGGGGCAGCAUGACCACCCUGGGAGGGGCAGCCUCGUCGGCACACCACCCCAUCACCACCUACCCACCCUACGUUCCAGAAUACAGCUCCGGACUCUUCCCCCCCAGCAGCCUGCUGGGAGGCUCUCCCACCGGCUUCGGGUGCAAGUCGAGGCCUAAGGCAAGAUCCAGCACAGAAGGCAGGGAGUGUGUGAACUGCGGGGCGACCUCUACCCCACUGUGGCGACGAGAUGGCACCGGGCACUACCUGUGCAAUGCCUGUGGGCUCUACCACAAGAUGAACGGGCAGAACCGACCGCUUAUUAAACCCAAGCGAAGGCUGUCGGCAGCCAGAAGGGCAGGAACGUCCUGUGCAAACUGUCAAACCACCACUACCACUCUCUGGAGAAGGAAUGCCAAUGGGGAUCCUGUCUGCAAUGCCUGCGGGCUCUACUACAAGCUGCACAAUAUUAACAGACCCCUGACUAUGAAGAAGGAAGGCAUCCAGACCAGAAACCGAAAAAUGUCUAGCAAAUCCAAAAAAUGCAAAAAGGUACACGACACCCUGGAGGACUUCCCCAAGAGCAGCUCCUUCAACCCUGCUGCCCUCUCCAGACACAUGUCCUCCCUCAGCCACAUUUCACCGUUCAGCCACUCCAGCCACAUGCUGACCACUCCGACGCCGAUGCACCCGCCAUCCAGCCUCUCCUUUGGACCUCACCACCCUUCUAGUAUGGUCACCGCCAUGGGUUAGAGUCUCUGCUCGAUGCGUAAAGGUCUCCAGGCGAGAGUCCCUCCGGCCCCUUCUACGUGCAUUUUUGCAGGAGCAUAUCAUGAAAUCGAGAACUGAUGGAUAUCUGGUUUUUGAAGGCAGAAGGCAAAAUGAUGUUUGCUACUUUUGCCGAGGAGCUCACUGUGGUGUCUGCAUUCCCAAUCACUGAAUCUGGAUCCCAUUUGUGAAUAAGCCAUUCAGACUCAUAUUCCCUAUUUAACAGGGUCUCUCUAGUGCUGUGAAAAAAAAUUGCCGAACAUUGCAUAUAACUUAUAUUGUAAGAAAUACUGUACAUUUGAAGAAGACUUGAUUGCAUCUGGGUAGCUGUAAGGAAGGCAUAAAGGAUGCCGAGAAUUUUAAGGAAGAUGGGGGAAAUCAAGGAUGGAGAUUAAGAAGAAACUAGGUCUGAUGUCCAAAUGGACAAACUGCCUUUCACUGGCCACAGGUGUUUGAUGCAUUAAAAAAAGAGAAAAAAAAAGAAAAAAGAACAAAAAAAAAGUUGUAGGCGAAUCAUUUGUUCAAAGCUGUGGGCCUCUGCUUAGGAAAUUCUACGAGUUUGGGCAAUCGGUGUUAACACUCACAUUUUGCCAUCGAGGGUUUCAGAUAGCCUUUUCCAGGCCUACAUGCUGCGUGAUCAAGUCCCUGUAAUUGUUGUUUGUAUGUAUAAUUCAAAGCACCAAAAUAAGAAAAGAUGUAGAUUUAUUUCAUCAUAUUAUACAGACUGAAUCGUUGUACAAAUUUAUUUACUGCUAGUGUUAAGCUCUGCUUUUUUUGUUUAAUAUUUCCCUUCUCUCUCAAUUUUUGGUUAAAUAAACUAGAUGACAUUCAGUUGACCUAAGGUGAUUGUGCUCCGGAGGGCUUCUUUUCCUUUUUGCUUUCUGAUGAUAUUUAUUAAAAUAGCUUCUAAGGGUACAGCAGCAUCUGUCGUCUCACUCCUCCCCGCAGUCUGUGCUAUGAGGGUAGCAGUGUAUGAGCUACCGCGUGCAUGUCAGCGCCUUAGGCCGGACAGACCUGGUCCUGGGAGCAGCCUGGCUGAUUGUUAGCUCUGUUGUGUUCUGUGUUAGUGAUCACUGCCUUUAAUCUGUUGGAAUAAUAAUAUCAAAUAAUAAUAAAGUGAAAAUAUUUAAAAAAAACAGUAACAUCGUAUCAAAAUGGUGGCCAUGCUCUUCUAGAACCUGGUAGCUCUAGCUAAUUUAAGAAAAAGGAGUUUAACAAGAAACAACGCCCAAACAUGCAAACUCCAGAUCGUCCACACUUGUUCCUUUGGGAAACUGGGCCUCUUCGGAGCCCUGUCUGUAGCCCGGAGGAGUUUAUUCUGGGGCAGGAGUUACUUCUGUGGUCCCUUAGUGAGCUGCAGCUUCCUCACCUCGAGUAAACGAGCUCGCAGGAGAAGUGGGAAGAUGUCCUCUCUGAGAUGCCCAGGUGGACUGCAGCUGAGGGAUUCCUCGAGGUUCUCUGCAAGACGUCAAGGAGCUGGGCUGGCUCUUGAGUUCAUUUCUGUUUUUGCUUUCCUACUGUCGAAUAAUGCCAUCAUGGAGAGUUUAUUGGAAUGUUCGCGAAACACAGAAUAACCGUUUUGUAACUCACACUGUACAGUUUCCUUUUCCUCUGUUGACUGAAUGUGUAACUAUGGCACACAUUUAAAAAUCUCUGUUAAUCACCUUUCUGCUUUCUUAGCAAAUAUUUUAAACCUAAAGCUAAAUGUUGAAAUAAAGGAGUCGAGAAUCACUGAGA